This is a messenger RNA of Sporisorium graminicola, 2295 nucleotides long. RefSeq lists its product as uncharacterized. The record is from RefSeq and is a predicted model, not a curated record. Gene Ontology annotation, biological process: positive regulation of nuclear cell cycle DNA replication; regulation of cell cycle phase transition. Gene Ontology annotation, cellular component: Dbf4-dependent protein kinase complex; nucleus. Bases 1 to 2295 code for a protein of 764 amino acids. The transcript has a single exon. Gene Ontology annotation, molecular function: nucleic acid binding; zinc ion binding; protein serine/threonine kinase activator activity. NCBI's taxonomy places the organism in Eukaryota, Fungi, Basidiomycota, Ustilaginomycetes, Ustilaginales, Ustilaginaceae.
AUGAGUGCCGCCCGAGAUCAAAACACCUCGCGCAUACCGCUCAGCGUCAAAAACAUUCCCAACCAAGAGCCCCUCUCUCGCGAUGCCACCCUCCUCCGCAAGCCGCUCCCGCAGCAGCCUCUCAGGACUGCCUCGACUACUGCGCCUGUCACCUUCGCCCGUCCACGCACCAAUGCAUCCCGCCUCCCCAGCUUUGUGUCGCGCUCGCAUCUCGGGCUGGACAUUAAUAACCAGGAAAAUGCACCGCUCUCGCUGGCGGCAGCCACUCCCAAGAAGCGUGCCAUCCCAAUCGACGAAUCGCAUCCUCGCAACGUAGUCAUCGACAGCCCCAGCAAGCGCAGUCGCUCCUCCAAGACAGGCACCGGCAGCAGCAACACCGAGCAAAGCGUUGGAGGUGCGCUCGCCAACGAUCUCAACAGCAUCCGUGUCAACGAGUCGCGGCGCCUCCCCCAAUCUGCCCAAUUGCAAGCUGUUGCUCCUACGGCUCUCUCACGCCGCCCUCAGCCGGCCCCUGCUCCCCCGGCGGCCGCUGCCACCUCGGUCAAAACGAACCGCACCGUGCACGAGCCGACAGAAGAGUUUGCGCCCGAAGCGCGCAGGCGUCAGCACGAGCAGGAGAUCUGGCGCCAAAAGUUCCUGCGCGCCUUUCCCAACUUCAUCUUUCACUUUGAUUCCGUCGACGAUGGCAAUGCCCGAAAGUACACCUCCCUCAUCCAGAAGCUCGGCGGUCAUGUCGAUCAAUUUUUCUCCAGAAAAGUCACACACCUCAUCACCACACGACGAUUCCCCGAUGAGACCGCUCUCGAGGAGACCAACGCCCCAGGAGGCCCCAGCAUGGUCGACAAAUCGAGUGCGCAUAAGCUCUUUCGACCCAGCUUCCUAGCUGCACGCACCUCUUCCACAAAGACGAGCGGCAACGCGGCUCGCUCACGCCCCGUCCCUCUGUACUCGGAACGCAACCCUCUCCAGGAGCGACCACCUCGUCAGUACGGCCCCAACGACAUCCUCGUAAAGGCCAAGGGCUUCGGCAUCAAGGUCUGGCAGUUUGAGAAACUUCAGAACGUCCUCAUGCGAUUGAUGAAGCUAUCGCCUCGCGAUCUCGAGACGCCAGCCAACAACAAGCAGGAUCUCUCGCAGAUGCUUGAAAAGGAGAAGGUGUUUGGCUCGACAGAGCGAGAUCCGGCCACAGCCAGAUCAUCGUGGCAUUACUUUGAAAAGUCGGCUUGCUACGUUCUGGUGGAAGACGCUACGCUCGAGUAUCGCCCCAUCAUGUGCACAGAGUUCCAAUAUACCCGCGAGGACAGGUUGCAGCGCCUCCCUCCGCCUUGGCCCGUCAUCUAUGGCCAGACUGCCGGGAGAUGUCCCUUCACUUACUAUCCUUCAAAGAAGAGCACACCCAAGGAGGUAGACGCGGACAAUGCCUCGGCUCCUCGCUUGGGUGUUCAGCAGAGCCUCCGCAGAGCCGUUUCGCUCAACAACAUGGUCCGCUCCAACCUUGGGCCCGCAUGCCGUCCGCAAGUGCCGCCCAUCCGCACAAACGACACAAGGCAGCAAGACUAUCCUUUGGCAUCCGGCAACAGUGUCUCGAUCACAUCCAACAUCGCAUCCACCACGUCCAACAUCUUUACGGAUCAGCAGAAUGGAGCCACUGUGGGUUUGCCUCAGAACCGCCGGGUUGCCGAGCUGAAUCGCAGGAUGCACACGCCUAACGCGCCUCUUCGUCCACCACGCACGCUCAACGCGAGCCCGGCUAGCGUGCUGGCCGGCAGCGCUGCAAGCGGUCUUGGUAUCCGUCGCGACGGCGGCGGCGGCAGUCCUAUGGUUGGAGGUACUAGUGCUCAGCGCGGCAACACGGAGCAAGGAGCGACGGUGCGAAGAAUGCUCGGGCUCGAUGACAAGGAGCGUCGCCCAGAUAGCGGACUUCAACGAAGCGCCAGCGCCAGUGCGGUUAGCAAACCAGCCUCUGCCAAGAAGCCAGGCUACUGCGAGAACUGCCGCGUCAAAUACGACGACUUUAUCGAACAUAUCUACGACCGAAGGCACCGCAAGUUUGCCACCAACGAGUCACACUUUGUCGAUAUCGAUGCGCUCAUUAUGCGUGUCCAGCGUCCCAUUCGCUCGGUGUCCGAAGACGAGAUGUCGUCGGGCUACUUUGGUUUCGAGCAGAUCCCUUCGUCACAGCAAGAGGAGCAGCUGGCCUACACAGAAUCCGAGGAGGAGAGCGUCUCGGCUGGAUCGCCCGAGUUGGAGGGCGAAGAAUUUCAGAGCAAUGACUUCGACGAACAGGGCGAUUAG